AUUUUGUGAAAAGUUGGUGACAAUUUUAGGGGCGGAGUUUUUAAUAAUUUUUCCAAAAUUAUUCCUGAUAGCGAGAUGUCUUCACCACCACCAACAAAACCUCCUCGCGGGGUAAAACAGGGAAAAGAAACGAGUGGUCUAUUGAUGUCAGUGAUCCGCACCCUAUCGGCGAGUGAGACAAACGAACAGCGCGAGAAAGAGAGGGCGAAGUUGGAGAAGGAGUACAAGAAGAGUGAUGCACGGCUCGAUGAACUGGUCGCUGCUCAUGCACAAGAGAUUAUGGACGUUAUGCAGAAAUUCAGCAGCGUCAGUGCAGCGCUAACAGUGUGGGGGCAGCACUGUGACGCAGCGGUAGCCCGCUUGGGCGCCUGCCGUGGUCUCUUGCAGCUGCGAAGGGACGAUCUGAAGCGACUGUGGGCGGACUCUAGGACGCAUCAUUAUGCAUUGCAGAUGUUGACUGACAUCGAACGCGUGGUGGUAUCAGAGCGUGAAAGCCGCUCGCUUGUAGCGGCGGGUCGCGUGCUAGCGGCGGCUCACACGCUACGAGCGGCGCAGGACACGGCCGCCACGACGCUGGCGCACGUCACCGCGCUGCACGCCACGCGACAGCACCUCGAGGCCAAAAAACAAGAGCUGGUGGAGGUAAUCGUGCGUCGCAUCAGCGAAGCGGUGUACCGCGGUGAUCGCGGGCCGCUCUCACUGCGGAUGUCUGCAAGGAGGCGCACUGCGCUUCUAUUAGCUGAGCUAACCAAAACCGAGGAGGUAACGGACGCGUACUUGCAAGACAUUACUCCUGAGUACGAGGCAUCACUGUCGGAGGAGGACCGCACUUUCGAGACCACCGUCAUGAUUUCGCUCGAGGCAUUGGGAGUAUUGGAGCAGCUGAAGGAAGCCACUGAGAAAUUCAAAGUCCAAAUCCAAGACGAGCUCCUCGAAGUGAUCGGCAGCGUAUCGGAACGAAUCAUCGAGUACGGCGCAGGAUUGCCGCUGGAUGACGUCGAGCCGUGCGAGGGAGAUGGCGUGACGCCCGACGCGCCGGGAGUGACAGAGACGGGGCGAGCGCUGGCUAGCCUGGUGCAGACGCUUGCACAUGAGUUCCGCGCAACUAUGCUUAGGAAUAGAAGGCUCUUACAGCUGUGGCGCGCUGCCCUGCAGAGGCAUAAGAUACCCGACUCGUGCCUCCACACGGAACAGCAUUACUGGAGCGCCGUACAGCAAGUUCUCCAGCUUCUCCUAACCGAAUACCUAGACAUCGAGAGUGUGAACCUGGCACUAGUGCGAGGCCCCGGCGCGGCCGCCAGCGAGCAAGGCGCUGACUUACGCUUGGCGGAUUAUUUCGCUAAGAAGCGCCCUACGAGGCGACGACCUAAGCUGUUUAAACUCAAUGUGGGCGCGACCCCGGCAGCCGCUAGUGGCGCGCGACGUCAGCGGUAUCCUCUAGUAUGCCGGCCUGAUCCUGCGCAUCUUCACGCUGUAUUACCACAUCUACACGCUCUCUGCGCUGACAUCGAGCCCGCUGGGUGAGUCUUAUGUACUUGUGAUAGGGACCAUUGUCCCGUGACAGCGCUACCCUCUAGUGUGCCGGCCUGAUCCUGCGCAUCUACACGCCGUAUUACCACAUCUACACGCUCUCUGCGCAGA
Ostrinia nubilalis (European corn borer) is the source of this 1641-nucleotide messenger RNA. RefSeq names its product exocyst complex component 4 (gene Sec8). The record is from RefSeq and is a predicted model, not a curated record. Gene Ontology annotation, cellular component: synapse; growth cone membrane; exocyst. NCBI's taxonomy places the organism in Eukaryota, Metazoa, Arthropoda, Insecta, Lepidoptera, Crambidae. The coding region runs from base 76 to 1524 and encodes 482 amino acids. The transcript is spliced from 10 exons. Gene Ontology annotation, biological process: Golgi to plasma membrane transport; chemical synaptic transmission; exocytosis.